Messenger RNA from Adineta ricciae, 3546 nucleotides. NCBI's taxonomy places the organism in Eukaryota, Metazoa, Rotifera, Eurotatoria, Adinetida, Adinetidae. The record is from the annotation of a GenBank genome assembly.
AUGGAUAAUGAAUUAAAUAUAUUACGAGUGCCAUUUUCAAACGAAACGCGUGUCGUGCCACUUUCCGAACCGACAAAUGUUAACAUCGAUACAUAUUUAUCAUCAUCAUCGACAUCGCUAUCAGAAAUCGACGACGGACAACAACAGCACCAGCAACAACAACAAUCAGAUGAUACACCUGGACCAACCAUUAAAAAAAAGCGAACUAAGUGGCACGUCUAUGACACAGUGGCGAAGUUUUUGUUGAAAAAUCGAUUUUAUCUAACGGCUUUAGAAUUUUAUACAGAAUUGUUAGAGAACGGUUAUGAUUUACCUCGUCUGCGCGAAUAUUUUUCUAAUCCAGCAAAUUUCGAAGGCUCGUCUUCAGCUACCAUAACAAAACAAUCGUCAUUCGUUCGAAAUCUCAGUCAUUAUGCUGACGAUUCUGUUUCGUUGGGCGGUGGUGCAGGUGGCAAUGGUGAUUUCCUGUGUCGAACAUCCAGCAGUCAAACAUUCGAUUCGACUUCAAUUGAUAAUAUCACGCGGUAUUCCGAAGAUAUCGACUGGAAUAAUGGAAAUGGUAGUGGUGGACCAAUUACAAGUGCUUGUGCAGGUGCUGAGUUAAAAUUCAACGAUGAACGUGUCGCCGUGUUAGAAUUCGAAUUACGCAAAGCACGUGAUACAAUACAAGAACUACGACAUACAUUAACCUUUGAUUCCGCAGAUGAUCAACAACAGCAUCAGAAAAAGAUAGACGAAAGAAACGGCAAAUAUCAAAUCAAUGCAUUCUCUUCUGCAACGUCACAAACUAUACUUCCACCCGGAUUAGGAGCCCGUCCAUUUGAACGUCGUGCAUUGAACUAUUUGGUCAAUGAAUAUCUUCUUACCAAUAAUUAUAAAUUAACCAGUGUGACAUUCGGAGAAGAAAAUGAUGCAUCCGAUCUAGAAGAUUGGGAUAGCGUGGGUCUAAAUUGUUCCCGACCACCAGAUUUAACUCAACUAUAUCGCUGGUAUUGCCAUCAAUUGAAUGUUGAUCACGAAAAGCCCACGCAAGAAGACUUUUCAAUGUCUGUCAACUUUGAUGACAGUCUUCAUCAAGACUAUCAAAACCUGAAAGAUACUGCUCAAAAAAUGCAACUCGAUCUAGUCGAAUACAAUAAACGAAUUAAUCGCAUCGAAGAAGAAAAAGCAAGUUUCAUCGAUGAAAUCAAUUCUUUGCAGCAUGAAAAGAAAAACCUGCUUAUUCAAUUACAAACUUUACAAAAUCGUUUAGUGUCCGAUGAAUCAUCAAACGAGGUUAAAAUCGACGAUACAAUACACUUACAAUCAUCUCGACAUGUUCCUCAAACUUUUCAACGUAUCUUUCAACGACAAUCUCUAUCAUAUCAUGCCAGUGAAGAUAAACAUGAUGAAGAUAUUGAAUUAAAUCAUGAUUUUGAACAGAAAACAUUCGAAGAAAUCAUUCAAGAACUGAAUACACUUUCACUCGAUCAACAAGACUUAUUAGACUUAAUUGUGCGAACAGUUACAAAGAUCGGUUUGCAUUUGAGUGGCUACAGAAAACUCGAGCUUGUCCCUUUGUUAAUCUGUGCGGCAAUUUUACACCCCAAGCACACGGAGCGCGAUCGUCUACUGAAAACUCUGUUCAAUCUUUACAAAAAACCGUCAUAUAAUCAGCGGCAGGUCCUAUUACACGCUUGUCUCAGUUUUGCCAAGCAAAGUGGUCCAUUGCGUGUACAUGCUGAACUUUUGCCUCAAUGUUGGGAAAAUUUGAAUAGCAAACUCGACGAAAGGCGCUGUCUUAUCGCCGAGGCAUGUGGGAUCUUGACACCACAUUUACCGCAAGAUAUUCGUGUGAGUUUAAUCUUUUCCAUGUUACAACAAAUGCUUGCCGAAGACAAAUGUGAUCAAGUUCGAGCUGUGUGUAGCAAAAGUCUUGCUAUGGUUAUUAAUGAGAUUGAUGAUGAAUCUCGGUUAACUCCAUGCAUUGAGCUGUUAGAUCGAUGUUUAUCGGACACAUCAGAUGUAGUACAAUCAACAAAACAAUAUCUUUUACCAUCCAUUGCAAUAUGGUGCCUCGAGUUGGAUAAAAUUUGUGAUGUUUUCAUUGAGCAUUAUCUUGUUAAAUUAGAAACACUUGUACAAAAUAUUCCAAAUUCAUCAGCUAUUGAUAACCAACGUUUUAAUCAAUUAGUUCUUAUCUUAACUGAUUUGAUUGUGUUUAUGUUUGCAUCAACGUUGAAAGGUAUGACAGUGCCAGACGAUCUUCCUUCGACAACAUCCAUCUCACGGAUUCUACCUGAUUCCACAUCAUCCGAAUUCUACCAGUUGCAUGUCAUUCUGUCUGCGACAAGUGAAAAAUUACUCAGUCAUUACGAUCAAUGUGCAAUGAAUGGGGAAUUUCCAUUUGCCGAACGAAUACAUACGUUUCUCGACAGUUUCUUAAAACGUUCGUUUGAUGCAAUGGCAGUGAUUGAUAUAUCGAAUGGAAAACUAAUUCAUACUUCCAGUGAGUUUAUCAAAACAAUGAGUCGAUAUUUUGGAAGAAACUUCUGGAAAUUAAAAAUUAAGCCAUUGUAUUCUACAUCCAAUCCUUGUACACUUCAAGAGGAAGGUCUUCGUAAAGCUCCUUUCGUUUUAUAUGCUACCGGUGUUUUAUGUUCGUGGACAACGGAACAGGAACGAGCUGAAUUAACUCAAUACAUAUACGAUGCACUUCUGUUUGCAGCUAAUCAAAAACUACCGAUCAACACUUUGCAAGCCAUUUAUGCAGAAGUUGGAUCUGAUAUUAAUUUUCAAGAUAAUUUAUUGAAUAUUCUUCGUGAUUCUUUAACCAAUACCAAUUCUCAAGUUCGAUUGUACACUUUACAACUGUUCAAUAUUACACUACCUUUGGUUGAUCAUUCAAUAAUAUCUUACAAAAUCUUGCCUGCGUUGAUUACGCUUGCAUCUGACGAAGAUAUAACUGUACGAACAGCAACCAUACCGGUAUUUGGAUCAAUUAUCGUCCAAUGUUCGGAGUCUGAAAUCUUAGAACGAGUUUAUGCUCAAUUUCAAAUGUUUGACAGUGAUACAACAUUUCGUGAUGAACAUCGCGUUCAAAGUGAAUUCAUUAAGACAUUUACUCAAAUCGCACCGCAAACCGAAAGUAAAUUUCGAGAAGAUUUCAUUCUUCCGUUUUUGGCAUUCAUCGCCUCGCAAAAUUCGCAACCACAAUCAGAACGCGGCCAAGCUAAGCGUCUGGAAAUUGCAACUUAUCUAUUCGAGGCAUACAGCGCAUUGUCAUGCUGUUUUCACUCGGGACAAUCGAUAUUGAAUAGUUUUCUUCCUGGCCUGUAUUGUUUACGAGUUGACUUUGCACAAUUACGACCUGAUAGUGUUGCUGUACUAGACUCCAUUAUCAAAGAUCUCGAACAUAAACUUGAACAAUACCGACAGGAUAGCUCAUUGUUAAUCGGUGGUGCCAGUCUCAAUCAAGAAAAUAUUCGAGGGCGAAUGCUCAAAGGUCUAACUAAUAUUCGCGAUUCAACGGAGAAAUUAACUUAUCGAUUUAUGAAAAAGAAAUAG